Messenger RNA from Rubroshorea leprosula, 1308 nucleotides. The record is from the annotation of a GenBank genome assembly. NCBI's taxonomy places the organism in Eukaryota, Viridiplantae, Streptophyta, Magnoliopsida, Malvales, Dipterocarpaceae.
AAACACCGAAGGACAUCAAAUUUCUCUCUUUCACCUCUGUGCAUUUUGACUGCUCUGUUUUAGUGAUAUACUCUGCUUCACUUAGCUCUGUUUUGGGGGAGGUGACUUUCACCUCUUUUUCACAUAAGAACAUCCGUUUGGUUUUCCUGAAAAAGAAUCAAGGAAAUUUGAGUUGGAGAAAUGUUUGCAGACACAGGAGUUUUCUUUCCCUAUUUGCAGAAUUUUGGGCAGGAUACGCAGCAACUUGAGGUUUACUGCAAAUCCCAGAAAUCCAAUGUUUCUAUGAGCAACCUGCUUCAGGCCUCAACAAUAUCUGAAUAUGACCUGGGAGCGGAAGGAGAUCUGUUCAAAGCUCCAGAACCCAUAAUUGAAGAACCAGGUGUAGGCCUUGAUCCCAUGACAGCAGCCAUGUCAAUCAUCUCUUGUGGUGAAGAUGUCAUCGCCUCACAAGGACUUAAGGCUGCAGAUAUCGAAUCUAUUCAAAGUGAGCAGCUUUUGAGAGAAGUUCUCUAUGACUGCGAGAAGGAUCUCAUGGCAACAGCAGCAAUAGAAACGACACUGUCUGAGGUCCUUGAUAUGAAGAUUCCUGUUGCAAAGAUUGAUGAAAAUCAAAAUCAAGAAAACAAAGUAAUUCCUGAUGUAGCUUUCCAGAAAAGUGUUAGUUCAAGUUGCUUAAGUUCAAUGGAUUGGAUGAAAGGGCCUGCAAUGAAGCCCAAUUUUCUGGAUUUCCCUGGAAUGGAUUUUGCUGCUUAUGGAAUGAGGAGAGCAUACAGCGAAGGGGACAUAAAGGUCAGCCCUAAUUAUUUUUCCACUUUUUUUCCUACCUGUUUCUUUCUUUCCCUUUUCUUCUUUUAGUUUUCUUUUGCUAUACAAGUGCUUUUCUGCAUUUGUUUGCACAUCUGUUGGACUUUUGUGCUUCUGUGUCUAUACGUACUUGUGCUUGCACUUUUAUAAACUCUUGUGCUUCUGUGUCUAUACAUGCUUGUGCUUGCACUUCUAUUUUGUUGCAUAUGUUGGUUUUCCUCGAUCUUGCACUGGAUUUCAAAUAAUUGUAGCCACUUUCAUGAAUACUUGGAUUUCCUUUAUUGAGGAGGUACCUUUCCAUCCAUGAAACUCCCAUUAUUCAGACCGCUUUGCUAUAUUAUUUUUCGUUGGUACUUGAAAAACAAGCCACGGGUAGAUAGUUUUGGUAACAAGUUGGUACCACAUUCUCCAAUUUACAAUGAAUUCAGUAAAAUCUUUUAAAUAGACCACUUUUAAAAACAUCCAUUUGUUUUCACUUGACAAAUUCACCAUAGGGAGUGACAA